AUGUCUUCUCCAGUGGAAAUACUCUUGCGUUCGACACACAGUUUAUCCGAACCGGCUAAUCUUGCUUUUACGACAGUGACUGUGGUCUUGUUUGUUUUUUUGAGUUACAAGACAUUCAAAGCGAAAGCAUAUCGAUUCCAAUUGGCUCUCUUUGUCACUUUGCUAAGUUUGCGCAUCACUGUGUAUGCAUUUCGUGCUGCUCUGGCAAGAGACAAGAACCAGGGGAUCAAAUCGCCUAAAUUUAUCCAAUAUGGAGCAUCUGUUUUAUUGAUUGCCGGUUAUCUGUUCUUCGUUGAAGCAGUGAUGUCAUUAACAUUGGCAUGGAUCAUGAAAAGCAGGAAUAUACAAAUGUCGAAGAAGAGUUUGUACACCUUGUAUGCUUCAGAGCAUUUCCUUUGUUUGGUCGUCUCAAUUUUUGGCGUUGUUGGUGCAAUUCUAUUAACCGGUGCAAGUUCAGCAAAUGAUAUCAAAAACAGUCGAAUUCUCAGAGCGCUUUCAGGUGCUCUAUUUGCAGCUCUUACUCUUGCUUUGAUGAGCGUUACAGCGUUACACUAUACCGAACCUCAAUUCAAACUUUCAUCAAACAACAGAACCAAACACAGAAUGCUACAAAUGUGCAUUUUGUUACUUUUACAAACUUGCGUUUUGGUUGAAGCGAUUUAUCGAAUUUGGUCUGCUGUCAAAUUACAAGGUUUCAUCAUUGGAAGUGCUGCAGUUCCGGUUUUGGUGUUCUUACCGGAAACUCUGUCUGCUCUGGUCUUGUUGAUCGUUCCUUUGAAUAAAGUCACUGCUUCAGCGCAAGAUGCAAUGGAAGAAGAAUGA
This is a messenger RNA of Meira miltonrushii, 822 nucleotides long. RefSeq lists its product as uncharacterized. The transcript has 2 exons. The record is from RefSeq and is a predicted model, not a curated record. The coding region runs from base 1 to 822 and encodes 273 amino acids. Lineage: Eukaryota; Fungi; Basidiomycota; Exobasidiomycetes; Exobasidiales; Brachybasidiaceae.